UAAAUAACUCACAGAUCAUCUAAUUCUCCUUCAUUCGAUUCUAGAGUAAGUUCAAAAAAAUGUCAGGAAGAGGAAAAGGAGGGAAGGGACUUGGAAAAGGAGGAGCGAAGAGGCACAGGAAAGUUCUGAGAGACAACAUCCAAGGGAUCACGAAGCCUGCGAUCAGGAGACUCGCUCGCAGAGGAGGCGUGAAGCGAAUCAGCGGAUUGAUCUACGAAGAAACGAGAGGUGUUCUGAAGAUCUUUCUCGAGAAUGUCAUCAGAGACGCCGUCACUUACACUGAGCACGCGAGGAGGAAGACGGUCACGGCGAUGGAUGUUGUUUAUGCUUUGAAGAGGCAAGGACGCACUCUCUAUGGAUUCGGUGGUUAAUUUAUCUGGUUUGGUGUGUGCUUGUUGCUACUGAUUUAAGUCUUGCUGUCAAGAAAUCUAUAGUGUUUGGUCGGUUCGUUUCUUUGUUAGUGUUUUUGUAAUUGCAGUACUGUAAUGAAAGUUCUAUUACUCUA
This is a messenger RNA of Raphanus sativus (radish), 505 nucleotides long. Its product is annotated as histone H4. Bases 60 to 371 code for a protein of 103 amino acids. The record is from RefSeq and is a predicted model, not a curated record. Gene Ontology annotation, molecular function: structural constituent of chromatin; protein heterodimerization activity; DNA binding. Gene Ontology annotation, biological process: nucleosome assembly. The transcript has a single exon. Gene Ontology annotation, cellular component: nucleosome. NCBI's taxonomy places the organism in Eukaryota, Viridiplantae, Streptophyta, Magnoliopsida, Brassicales, Brassicaceae.